This is a messenger RNA of Empidonax traillii (willow flycatcher), 4824 nucleotides long. It is a transcript of the gene ATF7IP, whose product is annotated as activating transcription factor 7 interacting protein. Lineage: Eukaryota; Metazoa; Chordata; Aves; Passeriformes; Tyrannidae. Gene Ontology annotation, biological process: regulation of DNA-templated transcription. Gene Ontology annotation, cellular component: nucleus; transcription regulator complex. The record is from RefSeq and is a predicted model, not a curated record. The transcript is spliced from 15 exons. Bases 548 to 4084 code for a protein of 1178 amino acids. Gene Ontology annotation, molecular function: transcription coregulator activity; protein binding.
AACGCACCGCCCGUGCCCCGCACCGCCGCCCGCACCUCUGGAACGGGGGACAGAUUAGCUAGAGGGCUGCUUAAUUGCCGUUUACCUGAUCUUGCUGUGCGUGCAGCUAGGUGAAAUAGGAUAGGAUGGUGACGUCAUUUUUUCUUAGAUAACUGUACAUCCUUCUUUCACUUUCAGCCAACACUAACUGUAGCCUAAAAGGGAGGAAAACUCAAAUCAUCUGUGGUAUGCUAGAAGAAAUAUUAUCUGCACAUAUGAUAAUCACGGCCUCUGCUUUCUUUAUUGCAUUUAAAAGCAAAGGCAUAGUUGUAUAUGGAGAUCAUUAGGCUGGUGUUUUGUCUUCCAUUCAGUCAGAUCAGUAGACUUGUAUUACCGGUAGAAAACCAAAUUAUUGGCAUGUUAUUUUAGCACAUGUUCUGUAAGAAAAGGUCACAAUCAGUAUUUUUUUUCUUUGAAAAUAAUUUUAAAAUUUCUGAAAUAUCAACGUUGGUGUGGAGGAAUUCAACUGAGAACUGCUUUUUAUGAACCAUAACUUAAAAGAGUCAAGAUGGAUAGCACAGAUGAACCUCAGAAAAAAGUCUUUAAAGCACGAAAAACAAUGAGAGUAAGUGAUCGACAACAACUUGAAGCUGUCUAUAAGGUUAAAGAGGAGCUGUUGAAGACAACUGAAGUGAAAUUGUUAAAUGGAAAACAUGAGAAUGGAGAUUCUGAUUUAAAUUCCCCUUUAAGCAAUUCAGACUGUAUGGAGGAGAAGAAGGAAGUUAAUGGCAUAGUUGACUUGUGUGUUAACUCGGAAGGAGAAAGAACAGCCUCUGAUGAAAUUAGUGAGGCCAAAAGCCCUGAAAGUAGGGCAGGAAACAUACUCAAUGACACAGAACCCAAACGUCUAACACUGUCUCCAGAAAAUAAUACUCUUGAGCAAAAUAAAGAUACUGAUACUCCAGUAGCUUGUGAGGCAGAAAAUGGUGUGCUUGGUAGCAAUAAAGACAACUUGCAUGAACAAAAUAAUACAACAGAUAAUUUGGACCAAAAUAAGAAUGACAUCCCAUUGGAAGGUGAAAGUAAACCAGUCUAUGAUAUUACUGACUCUUCUGAAGAAAAGAGAGAAACAAAUAAUAUAACCAUUAAUUCCAGUUCACCUGGUGGGGAAAAGAGGACUGAAGUAGUAACUGUUGAAGAGGCUGUUGGAGAAGCAACCAUCUCUAGCAGUAUGGAAGCUGACCAGGAAAAACAAGAGGGGAGUGCAGGUCUUUCAGAAACCACUGUUCCAAAGACAUCAGAUGAGCCAAGUCAAAGUAUCUUGGACAAUACUGACUCUAUGGAAACAGAUGAAAUUAUUCCAAUUUUGGAAAAACUAGCCCCUUCUGAAGAUGAUCUGAGCUGUUUUUCUAAAAGUUCUCUGCUUCCAGUGGAUGACACAGCCCCAGAUUUAGAAGAGAAAAUAGACAACUCUUUGGGUUCACCAUCCAAGCAGGAAAGCAAUGAAAGUCUGCCAAAAGAGGCUUUCUUAGUACUGUCUGACGAAGAGGAUCCCUGUGAUGAGAAAGAGGAACGGGCUGAAGGGAUAGUACCAAACAAGUCAAGUCUUCCAGGUGAAGCAUCAAAGAGAAAGCGUUCCAAAUCUGAGGACAUGGAUGAUGUUCAUUUUAAACACCGCCGGUACAUGGGAGAAGAUUAUGAAGCAGAACUCCAAGUAAAAAUUACAGCCAGAAAGGAUGUUGACCAAAAAUUACAAAAGGUUAUCCAGAAACUGUUAGAAGAAAAACUUACCACUUUACAGUGUGUGGUAUUUGACAAGACUCUGGCAGACUUGAAAGCCCGAAUAGAGAAAGCUGAAUGUACCAAGAGGCAUAAAACUGCAUUUACUGAACUACAGGCUAAAAUUUCUAGAUUGACAAAGCGGUUUGGAACAGUCAAGGAGGACUGGAAGAAGAGACAGGAAAAUACAGCAAAUGCACCUACAUCUCCAGGGAAAGCAGCAGCUGACACUGCAAAUACAAACAAUCCCACGUAUCGAAAUGCUGGCACAGUGAGGCAGAUGCUAGAGUCAAAGAGGAAUGUAGGAGAGAGCACACCAGCAACUUUUCAAGCACCUACAAGUACAGUGCCAGCUUCCAGUCUUGCUCCUUCUCCAACAGUUGUCAGUGGACAUCCUAAGCUUCAGACUCCAGUGACCUCCACCAGCUCUUUGACGACAGCAGUUCUUCCCACAGCUAACACAGCUACGGUUGUAGGCACUAACCAGGUGCCCACUGGAAGUACUCAGUCAGUGGCUGUCUCACUGCAGUCUUUGCCUGUAAUCUUGCAUGUCCCUGUUGCAGUGUCAUCCCAGCCUCAGCUUCUGCAAGGCCACCCAGGGACUUUGGUCUCUAACCAACAGUCAGGCAAUGUUGAAUUUAUAUCUGUACAAAACUCAUCUACAGUUGGUAGCCUUACCAAAACUACCGUGUCUUUGGCAUCAGCUAACACAACUAAACCAAAUAGCAUUCCACAUGUGCCCAGUCCUGGUAUUCAAAGGAACUCUACGGCCAGUGCUGGGUCAAUAGGCACAACAUUGGCAGUACAGGCUGUUUCUCCUGCACAUCCUGUUGCCCAGACCACAAGGACUUCUUUGCCCACAGUGGGUACUUCAGGACUUUAUACUGCUACCAGCAGUCGAGCGCCCCUACAGAUGAAGAUUCCUGUCUCUUCAUUUAAUAAUACAGCACCUACUGAACCACCUACCAUUGCAGCACCCAAGAGUGAAAACCAGACAAGCAGGCCACCAACAGAUACUUCGACAAACAAGCGAACUGCUGAGGGAACAACACAGCUCUCAGAUCAAAAAGUAGUUCAUUGUGUGCCGUAUACCUGUGGCAUAUUUGAUGGUACAACUUUGAUCAAUUGUUUCGAAAAGCAGUUGAAACAGGAAGAGACUUCAUCAGAAAAUAAAGAAGCAGUAGAAGCAGCACAGACGAAUUUUAACUUUCCUGAGGAUGUCCUCUUUGGCUUGGAGGAAGAGGAAGAGGAUGCUAAGAGCAUCAAAAACACCCACAAGCAGACUGGCUGGGCAGCUAACCUAUUAAAACAGUGGCUGGCCAAAAAUGGCAAGGAUCCUAGCUUUGAAUUGGUCCCAAGCGGGAAGGUCACGGGAAGUGAAUCGGGAGGUGUCAUUGAUCUUACACUGGAUGAAGAGGAUGAUAACUCUUCUCAAGCAGAUGGCAAGAAGCCGAAGCAAAACCAGACACCAGUUACAGGACUGAGCACACCCACCCAGCCCUCGGCUCGGCCCUUGCAACCCAGUGUGCCACCUUUGCAGCCAAACCCCGCGCAGCAGACAGGUGUGCCGACCAGUGGGCCUUCCCAGACCGCUAUACAUGUAUUGCCUACAGCUCCGACAACAGUGAAUGUAACUCAUCGACCUGUGACUCAAACUGCUCCAAAGCUUCCUAUACCAAGAACCCCUGCUAACCAUCAGGUGGUCUAUACCACUAUUCCUGCACCACCAGCUCAGAAUCCUGUAAGAGGAGCUGUCAUGACAAAUCCAGGUUUAAGGCCAGUCAACCCGCAGGCUGGAGGGAUGGCAGUGCGAAUGCCUCAGACAACCUAUGUUGUGAACAACGGGCUGACUCUCGGGUCUGGAGCACCUCAGCUGACAGUGCAUCAUCGGCCGCCGCAAGCGCAUGCUGAGCCACCACGCCCUGUACAUCCUGCCCCACUUCCAGAGGCACCACAGCCACCGCGUCUGCCCCCCGAAGCUGCCAGCACUUCUCCACCUCAGAAGCCACAGCUGAAGCUGGCACGGGUACAGAGCCAGAAUGGAAUUGUGCUGUCAUGGAGUGUCAUGGAGGUGGACCGGAGCUGUGCCAAUGUGGACAGUUACCAUCUCUACGCCUACCACGAGGACCCGAGUGCCACUAUGCCCUCCCAGUGGAAGAAGAUUGGGGAAGUGAAGGCCCUCCCUCUCCCUAUGGCAUGUACUCUUACACAGUUCGUGUCUGGCAGCAAAUACUACUUUGCAGUCCGGGCUAAGGACAUCUAUGGACGUUUUGGACCCUUCUGUGACCCCCAGUCCACAGACGUGAUCUCUUCUCAGAGCAGUUAAACGGAGAUCUUUGGAGGCUUUAAACCUGCCCUGGUACCAAGAAUUACCCCGGUUGUGGGGGGAGUUGAUCCCAUGCAUGUAAUUCACUUUUAAAUCCACUCUCUGCAGGAUUAUUUCAGACAGUUGUGUGAUACACUACAUGCAUUUAGAACCAAAAGAAAAAUAAAGUGUCACCUGCAGCAAGAGAGCCUGUUUUUUCUGAAUAGUUCAUGUCAUGGGCCAUUUGAAAAUUUCAUUUUUGCAUCCAUGACAACUGUUCCAUAUAGAUACCUAUCUACCCUUUAUCAAAGGGCAUCCCGAAUGCCUGGGAUUCUGCUUCUGAGGGGGAACAAAAUAGUAAAUUACAGUUUGUCUGAAGCAAAACACACAUUUGUACUGGAGGACUGAGUGGUCUGGUCUUACUUUACCAACUGGAAUGAGCUCUCUGAGACUAGAAGGGAACUUCUAGUCUGGCCAGUAAUCCAUAUGUGUCUAAAUUUGGAGGUGGAGGGGAGGGGGGAGGAAUCGCCCCACAACUUCCUACCUCUUAUAAAUAAGAACACUCCUCUACUUUCACCAUCCUCCCCCACUCGCCCUGGGAGCGUUCCCGGGUCAUAUCUGAAAGUGGAUUGUAGAGCUGCAUUCACACCUCUCUAGUUCAGACAGUUUCUCUGCCCCUCCCCUCAUAUACGUCCAGCCCUAUUUUUUAGAUUUAUUUUGUGCCUUAAAGAAUAAUUUUAAAAAUAAAAUGUAGCCAGAUA